AUGCGGUUCUUCCGCCCUCCCUCCCGUGCGAUCUCGCUCUUCACGCCCUCUACCUCGAGCGCGCAGACACCGGGCGUCUUCGGUCUCGCCGGCCUUCACCGCCCCUCAGACUGGCUCUCUAUCGCUUCGCGCUGCGCUGACGACUGCCUCUCCCUCGCCGACCGUAUCCGUCGUCACGAGCCCUCGCGCAACCCCGCCGUCCUCCAAACCUUCGACGACCUUUCCGACCGCCUAUGCCGCGUCCUCGAUGCGGCAGAGCUGUGCCGCAACGUCCACCCCGACCAGGAGUUCGUCCACGCCGCCAACGACGCUUUCGUACAACUUUCGGAAGUCGUCCAGCACUUGAAUGCCGAUCAUGCUUUGUACGAACCGCUCAACGUGCUCUAUCAUGAAAAUGAAGACGCAGGCGGGGGUGAUGGGGGGUUUUUGCGGGGAGAGGACGCCGUCAUGGUCCGCUCGCUGAAGAGCGACUUCGAGCGUGGCGGCAUUCACCUUCCCGGGCCUGACAAGCGCCGUCUCAUCGAGCUGCAGUCGCAAGCGAGUGCGCAUGGUGCGGAUUUUGUGUCGUCGCACGCGGAGCGCCCCCCGCGUCUGGAUCUACCGAAGGCGAAGCUGCGGCAGGUGCCGCCGAGUGUGCGGCGACGAUUUGAAGAGUCACUCACGCCGGAGCACGUGCGAGUAGGUGUUGACACCGCGACUGGUCAAGCGCUGCUCAAGUGGGUGUCCGACUCGCGCGUGCGCGAAAGAGUGUACCGAGCUAUGUACGGGCAUUGUGCGGAGGGGAAACUUGCGGCGUUGGAUCGGUUGCUUGGGGAGAGGAAGGAGAUGGCGGCGAUUUUAGGGCAUGACAGUUAUGCGCAUCUCAUGUUUGGAGAUAGGCUCGCGUCGUCGCCGGGGGAGGUGGAGGCGUUCUUGGCAAGGCUUUCGAGGCUCGUUAGGGAGGGGGGACAACGCGAUCGCAACGCCAUCGAGAUUGAAAAGUUGCGUGUCGAGCCGCACGUCUCAGAGGGGGAGGGUGGCGUGCAUGGCUGGGAUAGGAGUUUUUAUAUAGGUAGGUUGAAGUCCCAGGACUUUGACCUUUCUGCGGCGGAGGUGUCAAACUAUUUGCCGCUGUCGGCAUGUCUGGCUGGGCUUGCAGAUGUGGUGCGAACCGUGUUUGGCGUUACGAUGACAAAGGUGAAGCCCGAGAGAGGGGAGCUUUGGCAUGAAGACGUGGAGAAGGUGCUGCUCGCGGAUGAAAAUGGGGCGGAGCUGGGGUACAUAUUUCUCGACUUGUACCCGCGCGAGGGGAAGUAUGGGCAUGCUGCCCAUUUUGCGAUCAGGGGUGGGCGACAGCCGGCGUCUCAGAAGGAGUACCAAACUCCGGUCGUUGCGCUGGUGUGUAACUUUGGGAAAGGGGUCUCCUCGCGAGAUGAUAUUCGUUUGACGAUUUCUGAGAAUGAAUGUCUGUGGCAUGAGGCAGGGCAUUGUAUUCAUUCUAUACUUUCCAGAACUAGGUACCAGCAUUUGUCUGGAACACGAGUGCCGACAGAUUUUGUAGAGGUCCCGUCUCACUUGUUCGAGAAUUUUGUGUGGGACCCUCGGAUUAUUUCUCGUUUUGCGCGACACCACAGUACGGGUGACCCCAUGCCUACACGUCUUGUAAGAGCGUUGUGUGCAUCGCGGAAGGGUUUUAUGGCCACUGAUAUUGAAAUGCAACUCCUGUUUUCUACGAUGGACUUACGCUUCCACGGGAGCGACCCGCCCAUGGGUCAGACAACUUCCACAUUUGAAGCUCUGCAAAAAGAACUGACCUCUUAUCAGCCGGACGGAGGCGUCCCAAUUCCAGCGACUUUUCAUCAUUUCGUUGGAUACGGGGCUGGUUACUACUCUUACAUCUUUGCGCGUGUGAUAUCCGCACAGCUAUCGUCACAUCUUUUCAGCAGCGAUCCUCUUUCAAGGGAGGGUGGCCUGAAGAUCAGGAAUGGAAUUCUCGCAUACGGAGGAGCCCGUGAUCCGGCCUCUCUUUUGCGUAAUGUCCUCAAACAUGAUGUCAGCUGCGUUCCAUUUUUAGAGUCAACCGGAAUAGAUGUCCACAGCCACAGAGGUCUCAGUCUACCGAUUUCGAAGCCCAAUGUCGGAUGA
Molecule: messenger RNA, 2124 nt
Organism: Chondrus crispus (carragheen)
Lineage: Eukaryota; Rhodophyta; Florideophyceae; Gigartinales; Gigartinaceae
Exons: 1
Coding region: 1-2124 (707 amino acids)
Biological process (GO): peptide metabolic process; proteolysis
Cellular component (GO): mitochondrion
Molecular function (GO): metalloendopeptidase activity
Source: RefSeq, a predicted model, not a curated record